GCCAGCUGUUAGCCAGUUCAGUAAUUUCUCCCUGAAGUGAAGCAUGAUGCCUGUUUUUGACUUAUAAUCAAAGAUUAGAACCCGCCAUUGCCUACCUUCGGAUGGAAUUGUUCCGCUCGAUUCGACUUUAACUGAUUGUCCUUAUUCCUAUCUCCUCACUAGAUGCCUUUUAACAUCGAUCAUUCAAAGAGAUCCUACGAACGUCCUGCAUAGGUUUGCUUGCUCCAGUCAAAAUCAAAUAUAGGAGGACAACAGUUUCAUACAACAUAGCGCAAUGGUACACAAUUACGAGGUCGGAACGAGGGCCUGGCAACCCGAUCCGACCGAGGGAUGGGUUGCAUCUGAAGUCAAAGAGAAGUUGGUCGAGGGGGAUAAAGUGCAACUCAUCUUCUUGAUGGAAAAUGGAGAGACAAAAACUCUGGAAACAACCCAGGCCGAGUUGCAGGUAGACAACAAUCCAAAACUGCCUCCGUUGAUGAAUCCUGCUAUGCUCGAAGCCAGUGAAGACCUUACGAAUUUGUCCCACCUGAAUGAACCAGCUGUUUUGCAGGCUAUAAAGCUACGUUAUGCGCAAAAGGAAAUAUAUACAUAUAGUGGAAUUGUCCUCAUUGCUACCAAUCCCUUUGCUCGGGUUGAUUCACUCUAUGUCCCGCAAAUGGUGCAAGUAUAUGCUGGAAAGCAUAGAGCAUCCCAAGCGCCGCACCUGUUCGCCAUCGCCGAGGAAGCCUUCGCUGACAUGCUACGAGACGGGAAGAACCAGACAAUUGUAGUUUCUGGUGAAUCGGGUGCCGGGAAGACGGUGAGCGCAAAGUACAUCAUGCGUUAUUUUGCCACACGGGAGUCUUCAGAUCAGCCCGGGAAGUAUACUACUAGUCGAGCAGAUGCAAUCAGCGAGACCGAAGAACAAAUCUUGGCCACAAAUCCCGUCAUGGAAGCUUUCGGCAAUGCCAAAACUACUCGCAAUGAUAAUUCUUCUCGUUUCGGAAAGUACAUCGAGAUUAUGUUCGAUGACAGGACCAAUAUAAUUGGCGCCAAGAUACGAACAUAUCUUCUGGAAAGAUCCCGACUUGUGUUUCAGCCGCUGAAAGAGCGUAAUUACCACAUAUUUUACCAACUUGUUGCCGGUGCAACGGAACUCGAAAAACAAGAGCUUGGCCUUGCAUCCAUUGAGGAUUUCGAUUAUCUCAACCAAGGUGGAACCCCGACGAUUGAUGGCGUUGACGACAGGGCUGAAUUCAAUGCAACAAAGAAAUCCUUGAGCACUAUAGGGGUCCCGGAGAAAACGCAAGCCGAAAUAUUCCGGGUGCUCGCUGCUCUGUUGCAUCUGGGAAACGUCAGAAUAACCGCCACAAGGACGGACUCGAGUUUAUCUCCCUCAGAACCUGCACUUGUUCGAGCUUGUGAGAUGCUCGGGAUUGACGCUAAUGAGUUCGCAAAAUGGAUAGUCAAGAAACAGCUGAUUACAAGAGGCGAGAAAAUUACAUCCAACUUGACUCAACAACAAGCCACGGUUGUUAGGGAUUCGGUCGCUAAGUUCAUUUAUUCCAGCCUAUUUGACUGGCUUGUCGAUAAGAUCAAUCGCGGUCUGGCAACCGAUAGCAUUUUGAAUAAGUUCAAGUCUUUCAUCGGCGUCCUGGAUAUCUACGGAUUCGAGCAUUUUGCGAAGAAUUCGUUUGAACAAUUUUGCAUCAAUUACGCCAAUGAAAAAUUGCAGCAGGAGUUUAACCAGCACGUGUUCAAACUCGAACAAGAAGAAUAUGUGCGAGAACAGAUAGACUGGACAUUCAUUGACUUCUCAGAUAACCAACCCUGUAUUGACUUGAUUGAGGCAAAGUUGGGUAUCCUAUCCCUUUUGGACGAGGAAUCUCGGCUGCCCAUGGGCUCGGAUGAGCAAUUUGUGACCAAGCUGCACCACAACUUCGCUGCAGAUAAACAGAAGUUCUACAAGAAGCCUCGAUUCGGCAAGUCCGCAUUUACGAUAUGUCAUUAUGCAGUUGAUGUAACGUACGAGUCCGACGGCUUCAUAGAGAAGAACAGGGACACUGUUCCAGAUGAGCAUAUGGAGAUCUUGCGGGGCUCCUCCAAUGACUUUGUGAAAGAAAUUCUGGAUACGGCUGCUGCUGUUCGUGAGAAGGAUUCGGCAUCUAUUUCAUCCAAGCCUGUUGCUGCCCCGGGCCGAAAGAUUGGUGUUGCUGUCAAUCGCAAACCAACUCUAGGAGGCAUUUUCAAGUCAUCCCUGAUUGAGCUUAUGAACACCAUUAACUCUACCGAUGUGCACUACAUACGCUGUAUCAAACCUAAUGAGGCCAAAGAGUCUUGGAAGUUUGAAGGGCCAAUGGUUCUCAGUCAGCUGAGAGCCUGUGGUGUCCUUGAAACUGUCCGGAUUAGCACUGCUGGGUAUCCUACGCGUUGGACCUACGAGGAAUUUGCAAUCCGAUAUUACAUGUUAUGUCACUCAUCGCAAUGGACGUCAGAAAUUAGGGAUAUGUGCCAUGCCAUUUUACAGAAGGCCCUCGGGGACGGUACCCAGCAGAAGCAAGAUAAGUACCAGCUGGGUCUAACGAAGAUAUUCUUCCGGGCAGGCAUGCUUGCCUUUCUUGAAAACCUUCGCACUUCCAAAUUGAAUGAAUGUGCGGUGAUGAUUCAAAAAAAUUUACGAUGCAAGUAUUACCGGCGCAGAUAUCUCGAAGCUCGUGCCUCUAUUCUCACGACUCAAGCUCUGGUAAGGGGAUUCCUGGCCAGGCAGCGCGCAGCCGAGAUACGGCAGGUCAAGGCGGCUACGACAAUUCAAAGGGUAUGGCGAGGACAGAAGGAGAGACGGAAGUAUAAUCGAAUCCGUGCCAAUUUCGUUCUUUUCCAAUCAGUCGCAAAAGGUUUCCUCUGUCGACAGAGUAUCCUGGACACGAUACAUGGCAAUGCAGCGAAAGUGAUACAGCGGUCAUUUCGUUCUUGGCGACAACUGCGUGCUUGGAGGCAGUACCGCAGAAAAGUGAUCAUUGUCCAGAAUCUCUGGAGAGGCAAGGAGGCCAGAAGAGAGUACAAGAAGCUUCGCGAGGAUGCACGAGACCUCAAGCAGAUAUCCUAUAAGCUGGAAAAUAAGGUGGUCGAGUUGACCCAGUACCUUGAGUCCUUGAAGCGCGAAAACAAAUCACUUAAUUCGCAACUGGAAAAUUAUGAGACUCAGCUGAAGUCAUGGAGAAGCCGUCAUAAUGCCCUGGAGAAUCGAUCGAAAGAACUACAGGCCGAAGCCAAUCAAGCUGGUAUCACUGCCGCUCGGUUAACUGCCAUGGAGGAAGAGAUGAACAGGUUACAGCAGAACCAUAUCGAUGCACAGGCAACCAUCAAGCGUCUCCAAGAAGAAGAAAAGGUUUCACGGGAAUCCAUUCGCUCUGCGAACCAGGAGUUAGAGAGACUUCAACAGUUGAACUCCGAGGCUGAAAAUGAAAAGGCGUCCCUUCGUCAGCAGAUUGUGGACCUCGAAGAACAACUGGAGAUUGCGAAGAGGGUUGUGCCCGCAAAUGGCAUGAACGGAGACCAGCAGAAUGGUGGGCCUAUACAGCCACCCGCCAGCGGCUUGAUAAAUCUUGUUUCUUCCAAGAAACCUAAGCCCAAAAGACGGAGUGCUGGAGCUGAGAGAAUUGACAUUGAUCGUUUCAGUGGGGCUUACAACCCGAGGCCAGUCUCGAUGGCCAUUCCCAGCUCAGCUAUGGGACGUCAGCACUUUUCAGGGAAUGCCUUUUCUCCGGGAUUAGAUUCCGUUGAGGUAGAGCUCGAGAACUUGUUAUCUGAGGAGGACGAACUCAAUGAGGAGGUGACUAUGGGUUUGAUACGCAACCUGAAGAUUCCGCUACCCAGCUCCACCCCGCCGCCCACGGAGAAGGAAGUUCUAUUCCCAGCUUACUUGAUAAACUUGGUCACUUCCGAAAUGUGGAACAAUGGGUUUGUGAAAGAGUCCGAGCGUUUUUUGGCCAACGUGAUGCAGUCAAUUCAACAAGAGGUUAUGCAGCACGAUGGCGACGAUGCCAUCAAUCCCGGAGCUUUUUGGCUAUCUAACGUUCACGAAAUGUUGUCUUUCGUUUUCUUGGCCGAAGACUGGUACGAAGCACAGAAGACAGAUAAUUUUGAGUAUGACCGUCUUCUGGAGAUUGUGAAGCACGAUCUCGAAAGUCUCGAGUUCAACAUAUAUCAUACAUGGAUGAAGGUGCUGAAAAAGAAACUUUACAAGAUGAUUGUACCGGCUAUCAUCGAGUCUCAAUCCCUUCCUGGAUUCGUUACAAGUGAGACAAACCGGUUUCUUGGGAAGCUCCUGCCUUCCAAUAACAACCCUGCCUACAGUAUGGACAACCUUCUCAGCCUCUUGAACAAUGUCUACAAGGCAAUGAAGGCGUUCUAUCUUGAAGAAUCUAUCAUAACGCAGACUGUCACUGAGCUCCUUCGCCUUGUUGGUGUCACCGCUUUCAAUGACCUUCUCAUGCGGAGAAACUUCCUCUCAUGGAAACGUGGUCUGCAGAUCAACUACAACAUCACCCGGAUUGAAGAGUGGUGCAAGAGCCACGAUAUGCCGGAGGGUACACUUCAGCUGGAGCAUCUCAUGCAAGCAACCAAGCUUCUUCAGCUCAAAAAGGCCACUUUGAAUGACAUUGAAAUCAUCCAGGAUAUUUGUUGGAUGCUCUCUCCAAACCAAAUUCAGAAACUCCUGAAUCAGUACCUGGUGGCUGAUUAUGAGCAACCUAUCAAUGGCGAGAUUAUGAAAGCUGUGGCGUCUCGCGUCACCGAAAAGAGUGACGUUCUUCUUCUGACACCUGUUGAUAUGGAAGAUAGUGGUCCGUAUGAGAUUGCGGAGCCACGUGUUAUUACAGCUCUGGAGACAUACACACCGUCAUGGCUCCAGACACCACGACUAAAGCGACUGGCUGAAAUUGUUUCUGCCCAGGCAAUGGCUCAGCAAGAGAGGCUGGAGAUAACGGAAGGCGGCACAAUGCCUAUGGAUUAGUGCUUGUACAUGAGAAUUAGUGGACUUUCAAUCCCUAAAGAAGCCAUGACGAGGAG
Molecule: messenger RNA, 5049 nt
Organism: Aspergillus ibericus CBS 121593
Lineage: Eukaryota; Fungi; Ascomycota; Eurotiomycetes; Eurotiales; Aspergillaceae
Product: type V myosin
Exons: 7
Coding region: 275-4993 (1572 amino acids)
Biological process (GO): vesicle transport along actin filament; actin filament organization
Cellular component (GO): vesicle; actin cytoskeleton; myosin complex
Molecular function (GO): microfilament motor activity; actin filament binding; ATP binding
Source: RefSeq, a predicted model, not a curated record